Acanthosepion pharaonis is the source of this 711-nucleotide messenger RNA. NCBI's taxonomy places the organism in Eukaryota, Metazoa, Mollusca, Cephalopoda, Sepiida, Sepiidae. The record is from the annotation of a GenBank genome assembly.
AUGUCUUUCUUUGUCUCUCUCUCUCUCUCUCUUUCCAUUUCUUUCUUUUUUAUUCCUUCCAUUGAUUUUGUAAUUCGUUCAUUCUUUAUUCUUUCUUUCAUUGUUCUCAUAAUGUUUUUAGUUUUCUUUCCUCUUUUCUUUCCUCUUGUGAUUCAUUUAUUUUAUAUUUUUCCCAUUCUUUGCAUUCUUUGCCUCUUUCAUUCUUUUUUGCUUCCUUCCAAUAUUCUUUUUUCUUUUUCUCUUAUUAGUUCCAAUGAUCGUGUGAUCCAUUUGUUCCUUCUUUUCUCUUUUACCGUUUUUGCAUUCUUUCCUUCAGUUUUACUUUUAUUUUAUUCCAAUGUUCUUGUCAUUCUUUCUUUCUUUCUUUCUUUCUUUCUUUCUUUCUUUCAUAAUCUCAUCAUUCAUUCUUCUUUUUUUCUUUUGCUUGCCAUUCUUUUUAUUGUUCGUUCUUUUUCUUUUCUUCUUUCCAGUGUGUUUGUGGUUCUUUCUUUCUUUUUUCUUUCUUUCAAUGUUCUUGUCAAUAUUUUAUUCCUUUCUUUUUCUUUUUCUUUCUUUUUUUGUUUCUUUCAGUUUUCUUGUAAUUCUUGCUCUUGUAAUAUUACACGUAUAAUUGAAAUGCCACUGCUCGUCAUUUCAACGAAUUCUUCUCCUGAUGAAUACAUAGUUUGUGAGCUUCAAAUAUUGUUGUCACUUAGUGAGGAUCUUUUCUAA